Messenger RNA from Lasiodiplodia theobromae, 984 nucleotides. RefSeq names its product Peroxisomal membrane protein. Lineage: Eukaryota; Fungi; Ascomycota; Dothideomycetes; Botryosphaeriales; Botryosphaeriaceae. Bases 1 to 984 code for a protein of 327 amino acids. The record is from RefSeq and is a predicted model, not a curated record. Gene Ontology annotation, molecular function: NAD transmembrane transporter activity; ADP transmembrane transporter activity; coenzyme A transmembrane transporter activity. The transcript is spliced from 4 exons. Gene Ontology annotation, cellular component: peroxisomal membrane.
AUGUCCGCACAGGCUCAGGACCUCAAGAAGACGUCCGACAGCCAGGCCGCCGGUCCUUCGACCAUCAGCGCCGCCCAGCAGAGCGACAAUGUAGCUCACGCCUUGGCCGGUGCCGGUGGAGGGCUGCUCUCCAUGGCCCUGACCUACCCGCUCAUCACCCUCUCCACUCGCGCCCAGGUCGAGUCGAAGCGGGCGCAGUCAUCGACGCUCGAUGCCGCCAAGCGUAUCAUCCAGCGCGAGGGUGUUAGCGGUCUCUACGCCGGUCUCGAGUCGGCGCUGUUCGGCAUCAGCGUCACCAACUUCGUAUACUACUACUGGUACGAAUGGACCCGCGCCGGCUUCGAGAAGGGUGCCAUCAAGGCCGGCCGUGCCUCCAAGAAGCUCACCACCGUCGAGUCGAUGAUCGCGGGCGCCAUCGCCGGCAGCGCCACGGUGCUCAUCACCAACCCCAUCUGGGUCGUCAACACGCGCAUGACGGCGCGCAAGUCCGAGUCCAACGAGCAGCUGCCCGGCAGCAAGCCCGCCAAGGCCCCGUCGACCAUCGGCACCCUCCUCUCGAUGAUCAAGGAGGAAGGCUUCAUGCGCCUCUUCGCCGGCGUCGUCCCCGCCCUCGUCCUCGUCAUCAACCCCAUCCUGCAAUACACAUUUUUCGAGCAGUUGAAGAACGUUUUGGAGAAGAGGCGGCGCGUCACUCCGACGGACUCGUUCUACCUGGGUGCGCUGGGUAAGCUCCUGGCUACGUCCAUCACCUACCCGUAUAUUACCGUGAAGAGCCGCAUGCAUGUUGCCGGCAAGGAUGGUCCCAAGGAAGAUAUGAUGACGAGCUUCCGCCGCAUCGUCAAGGAGGAGGGAUGGGCUGGUCUUUACGGAGGUAUUGGCCCUAAGGUCACUCAGUCAGUGAUCACGGCUGCGUUCUUGUUUGCUUUCAAGGAUGCUCUCUACGACAUGACCGUCAAGGCCAGGAGGGCGGCUAUCAAGAAAUAA